Molecule: messenger RNA, 510 nt
Organism: Argentina anserina (silverweed cinquefoil)
Lineage: Eukaryota; Viridiplantae; Streptophyta; Magnoliopsida; Rosales; Rosaceae
Product: repetitive proline-rich cell wall protein 1-like
Exons: 1
Coding region: 1-510 (169 amino acids)
Source: RefSeq, a predicted model, not a curated record
AUGAGUUACUCAAAGUUGCUUCUGCUCUUGUUUGGAUUUGUAGUUCUAAUCACUCCAUCUCUCUCGGAUCAAUACCAUGGCCAACCUAAGCCGCCGAGCGCUCCCACUUACAAACCCCCUUCAGCUCCCGUCAAGAAACCACCACCCCCAAUUCACAAGCCUCCUAUGAUCAAGAAGCCAACACCACCAACACACAAACCCCCAACUCACUUACCACCACCCCAUCAUUACAAACCAAAGCCAAUCAUGCCACCCAGAGAAGUGAGGACUCCACCGCCUUAUAAGAAGCCAUCACCGAUUCUGUCUCCUCCUGUUGUGGCCAAGCCACCACCUCAACACAAGCCAGCAAUGCCGCCUAGUGGUCACAAUCCGGGAUACCCUCCAUCGAAGAACCCCGAGCACAAGCACAAGCCAGAAGGGAAGAUUAUCCCACCUCCAACUCCAUACAAGAAGCCGCCAAGAGCAUACAAACCGCCUCACAAGCCCCCAACUCCACCUAACCAUAAUUGA